This is a messenger RNA of Tetrahymena thermophila SB210, 411 nucleotides long. RefSeq lists its product as hypothetical. NCBI's taxonomy places the organism in Eukaryota, Ciliophora, Oligohymenophorea, Hymenostomatida, Tetrahymenidae. The transcript has a single exon. The record is from RefSeq and is a predicted model, not a curated record.
AUGAAAAAACAAAAAAAAAAUCAAUUUACUUAAAUAAAUUUCAAAACUUUUACUAUAUAUAAAAAUAAAAUGAUAAAAAGUAAAUCAGAGAAAGAAAAAGACAUAAAGAAGAAGGAUUCUUUAUGUAACUGUUUUUAAGUGGGAAGGUAAAAAACCAAAAUAUCUGAUAAACAGAAAAUAAUUUAAACUAAGAGGAUAUUUUAACAUUAAAAAUAAUUUCUUGCAAGAACCAUAAAAAUAAAAUUUAGUCCAAAAUAAAUAAACAAAGAAAAAUUAAAGAAAAUAUAAAUAAAAUUUAGAUAGAAGAUUUAGUAAAAAAAUAAAUUAUUUGAAAUGCAUGGAAGUGAAGAAGAACAUUAAAAGAUAUCUUCUAAAAAUAAAUAAAAAAUUAUUUAAAUAUAAACAAAAUGA